Varanus komodoensis (Komodo dragon) is the source of this 1035-nucleotide messenger RNA. It is a transcript of the gene HOXC10, whose product is annotated as homeobox C10. The transcript has 3 exons. Gene Ontology annotation, cellular component: nucleus. NCBI's taxonomy places the organism in Eukaryota, Metazoa, Chordata, Lepidosauria, Squamata, Varanidae. The coding region runs from base 1 to 1035 and encodes 344 amino acids. The record is from RefSeq and is a predicted model, not a curated record. Gene Ontology annotation, molecular function: RNA polymerase II cis-regulatory region sequence-specific DNA binding; DNA-binding transcription factor activity, RNA polymerase II-specific. Gene Ontology annotation, biological process: regulation of transcription by RNA polymerase II.
AUGUCAUGUCCCAACAAUGUGACUUCUAACUCGUUUUUGAUGGACUCGUUAGCCGGUACCUGCCGAGGGGAGAAUUAUUCCUCUAACCAAGGAAUGUACAUGCAGUCUGGGAACGAUUUCAACUGUGGAAUGAUGAGGAACUGUGGAAUAAUCCCGUCUCUUUCCAAAAGAGACGAGGUGAAUAACGCCAGCCUGUCUCUCAGCACCUAUCCAUCUUACCUUUCUCAGCUAGACACCUGGUGUGACCCCAAAAAUACUUACCGAAUCGAGCAACCUGUUGCGAGGCAACUCCCCUCCUGCUCGUUCCCAACCAAUGUCAAGGAAGAAAACGCUUGCUGUAUGUACAAUGCUGACAAAAGAGCUAAAAGCGCCAACGAGGCGACCCUCUACCCCAAUCAGAUGCCUGACUCUUGCCUAAGUGACCAUGAAGUCCCCGUGCCUAGCUACUACCGAGCCAGCCAAGGCUAUUCCUCUCUGGAGAAGGCGUCAAACUGCAGCAAACCCAGCGAGUUUGAGGCAAGUUUUGAACCCAGGGCGAGCCUCAACCCCAGGAGCGAGCAUCUGGAGCAGCCACAGUCAGGAACUAAAGUGGGCUUCCCUGAAAACCCCAAGCCCGAUCAUCCUCAGAGCACGCCCGCCAACGAAAUCAAAACGGAAAAAAGUCUCCCUGUGGCCAAAAUAAGUCCGUCGGAAACUGAGAAGGACCUGAGCAAAUGUACUGAUACCAGCACUGACAAUUCGGACAACGAAGCAAAAGAGGAUAUAAAGGCAGAAAACACUACAGGAAAUUGGCUGACAGCAAAGAGCGGAAGAAAGAAAAGAUGUCCUUACACUAAACACCAGACGUUGGAACUGGAGAAGGAAUUCUUGUUCAAUAUGUACUUGACCCGUGAGCGCCGCCUGGAGAUUAGCAAGAGUAUUAAUCUAACAGACAGACAAGUCAAAAUCUGGUUUCAGAACCGCAGGAUGAAACUCAAGAAAAUGAACAGAGAGAAUCGAAUUCGCGAACUGACUUCCAAUUUUAAUUUUACUUGA